AUCCACACACCCACCCACCGCCCACCCCAGUCGUUUCGAGUCUGUCGACGCGCGCUAAUGACUCUGUACCCCUGUACCCCUGCUGCGCAUUUUCUACCCCCAGUAGUCUGGAUGGCCAUUCUUUAGCGUCGACUUAGUUCGUCCGUAGUGUUUAGUCAAUCCCCGUCCACCGCGAAUCCAGAUGGGACACUGCGCUCAUAGGGCCAGCAAUCACAUAUCAAUCCAUUGCUCCCACUUCCUCUUCGCCCUCUUUCUUCUCUACUCCGUCUUUCGCACGCCUUGAAUUCCCACUUGAGGCACGGGUCGGGCUUUUGCGAGUUAUUUCAUCGGAGAGAAAAAAAAAGAAGAGACCACCAUUAAAGAAGACCCACGCACCUUUUUGUUUUUUUCCCUUUCUUAAAUCUCUCAAUUAUUUCCGCAUCGCAUCGCAUCUUAUUGCUUUGCACGUUCCAAGUCCUAUAUCUUUCUCUUGCUUCUGUGCUCGAUAUAUCUUCUCUUCUGUUUAUCUUCGGCCUUGAUCUGGUUGCUUAGCAGGCUCUCUCUCGUAUACUCUUGUCAUAUUGUCUUGCUGUUAGGCACACGUUCUAUACCCUUCUCCGUCCUGUUAGACAUCUUGCUCUCGCCACGAGCUACCUUGGAUAUCCUCCGACGUCUUGUCGCUCCACGCCCCAGCCAUUCUCGGUCCUGGAAGUAUCCCCCGAUCUAGUCGCAGAGAAAGUCCACUUGCAUUUCCGAUCAUAUUUAUUUGGAAAACGAAUCGUACCGAGUAUGUCCUCCCGCGCGGCCCGUCCCUUGCGUGGAACCCGAUCUCAUUGCCUAUAUAUCACUCAAUUCUUCCGGAAAGAACUGAUCUAGGGUGGCUGACAUUGGAUGAGCGUCUUGCAGAUCUGUUGCCUUUUCUUCUUGCUUCUGUCUCUUGACAUCAACCCUCGCAUCGAGACCCCCACACACCAUAGGGGUGCACAGCCAACCACUAUUGGAAAAGUGGGCAUGCAAAACGAAACAGAUCACCUCGAUUUUCUCCUGUACCCUGUGCAAUCCACCGACAGCGCCAAAAUGUUGGCCCUGGAUUCGUCACGACAGCAGCAAAAUCCCUACUUUCAACAACAGUUCACAAUGGAUCCUGCAAUGAUCGAACCCUUCGGGUUUCACGUGGACAGCCUGAACGGAUUCGGCCAGGCCCCUACGUCGUCCGCGAUCCCUCAGCCUUCGUCGUACUAUGAUACGCCCCCGGUAUAUGCCGAGUCUUUCCCCGAAACCCAUAAACAGGCCGGCUUUCCUCCCAUGCCCGCGACUCCCCCGUCCAUCCCAACCUCGCGGAUCUCCGAGCCUUAUAUGCCCGGCCUCUCCACCGCAUCCGGCCCUUCAAUUGCAAGUGCUUCGUCUUCCGCCAUUGGCUCUCCCUACUCGGGCAAUGCGCAUGUCGUUCAAGAGAGCUGGAUCGAUACCAACCACGGCCUGGGACUUCCUGCUGCAGUCAUGAACGAUAUCUUCCCCAACGACUACAUGGGUACUACAGUGGACUCGGAUGCAUUCUAUGCAAAGAAAUAUCCGGACACCUUUGUCGACCCUUCCUUGGUCCAGCCGAUGCAGCAGCAGCAGCAGCAGCAACAUCAGCAAUCCCAUCUCUCCCCCGGACUCUCCUAUGCUGAGCAGCCUGAUUUCUCCCUGGCUCAGACCGGAUUCCUUCCCCAAUCCCCUGACCCUUCUCAACUCGCAAUCCCCGAAGCCUAUGCUCCCAUGUCGACUUCCUCCCCUUCUUUGAUGCCUUCCCACUCGCGUCCCGUCUCCAUCUACGAUAGAAGGUCGUCUAUCUCUUCCACCCAAUCUCGCCGAUCGCAACCCAGUCCCGCCGCCAGCAGCCCCGGCUUUGACGAAGAUGGCAAGGAAAAAGACCGCUGCCCCCACCCUGACUGUGGUCGGAUCUUCAAGGACCUCAAGGCUCACAUGCUGACUCACCAGUCGGAGAGACCCGAGAAGUGUCCGAUCGUUACUUGCGAAUACCACGUGAAGGGGUUCGCACGUAAGUACGACAAGAACCGACACACCCUCACUCAUUACAAGGGCACCAUGGUCUGCGGCUUCUGUCCGGGGUCUGGAUCCCCGGCAGAGAAAAGCUUCAACCGGGCAGACGUUUUCAAGCGUCAUUUGACUUCCGUCCAUGGGGUCGAGCAGACUCCCCCUAACUGCCGGAAGAGGAGCCCGACCAGCUCGGCCAACAAGAACGUCACUGGAUAUUGCCACGAUGCCACUGGCAAGUGCUCCACCUGCUCGGCCACCUUUAGCAAUGCACAGGACUUCUACGAGCAUCUGGACGACUGUGUCCUCCGGGUGGUUCAACAGGAGGAGCCUAGCGAGGCCAUCAACCAGCGGCGUCUGGCUGAGGUUGAGUCUGACGAGGAGGUGAAGAAGACCAUGGAGAAGCACAUGCUACUCGACACGGCUGGUUCCGUUGAUCGAUAUGACGAUGAGAAUGAUGAUGACGAUGAUGACUAUAACGACCUUUCAUCCACUCUCCGCUCCACCAAGGGCUUCCCUAAAGCAGCCAAGGGGAAUCCGGGUCCUGGGUCCCGCGCCAUUCUGGGCAACAAUGCCGUCAGCAAGCGUGCGACCGGAUCAAAGCGACGGAAUAACCGUGACCGUUACCCCCAGUCCUGGGGCUGCCCUAGCAGCAACAUCAAAACCAAGAAGCGUGUGUUGUGUGUCUUUGAUGGCCAACGCCGUCUCUGGAAGGAUGAGAUGAUGCUUGACAACGAAUUUGAAGUUCGACUCAAGCUUCCCGGUGGUGCGGGAGAUGGUACCAACCGAGAGGCAUACAUUACCGAUCUGGACGUUGAGACCCUCAAGCGUGCCGAAGGUGUGCUGAGCGCCAACGAGGAGGAACGUGGCCCUUGGUUGGAUGGCCCUUCCACUCACCUUAUCGGCCAACCGGCCAUGAUCCUGCCGGAUCUAUCCCAGUCUCGCGAGGUUGAUGUGGACAUUGAAGAGCUGAUGUCUUAAGACUCUGUCCUUUUGCUUUCUUGACGAACCCGUCGUUCUACAUGUGUGGCAUGAUAGCGUUUUUACUUACUCUGUUUGCGUCGUACCUUGAUACCAAUACCUUGUUCUCUAUAUCCCUUACUUGGUUCUGUGUGAUAUUUUUCUUUUUUUCUGGGUUCUUUAUGUAUGUGGUGUUGUAUCUUUACUUUCUUUCUCCUGUUCCUUAAGGGCUGUGCCAUUUGGAGUUCAGGCAACAAAAAAGUUGGAAAGGAGCAUUAUGAACGGAGAAUUAUGGGCCUUGAUGACAACCAUUCUAAUUCACAUGAAACUUUUUCUUCUUAAACUUCA
Molecule: messenger RNA, 3327 nt
Organism: Aspergillus melleus
Lineage: Eukaryota; Fungi; Ascomycota; Eurotiomycetes; Eurotiales; Aspergillaceae
Gene: zfpA
Product: putative C2H2 finger domain protein
Exons: 2
Coding region: 871-3000 (709 amino acids)
Biological process (GO): regulation of transcription by RNA polymerase II
Cellular component (GO): nucleus
Molecular function (GO): RNA polymerase II cis-regulatory region sequence-specific DNA binding; DNA-binding transcription factor activity, RNA polymerase II-specific
Source: RefSeq, a predicted model, not a curated record